CCGGAAGUGGUCUAUCUUUGGUUGGCGUCACGUUGCUAACCGAUGGCUGGCGUGUCCGAUAGUACUUCCGGGCCUUCUUCUGAGGCCACCGGUACCAUGCAGGAGUCUGAGUCCGAGUUGGAGCGGGAAGCAGUAAAAGAACUUCUUAGUGAAGCAAAACGUGGAAAGAUUCGAUCUGAGACUAUGGGUGCAAUGGGCUGGAUGAAAUGUCCACUCGCAAGCACCAACAAGCGAUUUCUGAUCAAUACUAUUAAGAAUACAAUGCCACUGUCAAAGGAACAAGAUCCCGACAGCAAAAGGGACAUAAAUAAAUCAGAGGAACAUGGUAAGGAGAAAAGGGAUUCGAGGACGGACAGAAGACAUCCCUACAAAAGCCAUGGGUAUUCAAGAAGGGAGAGGAGUCCCUCUCCUUCACAGAAUAACAAGAGAAAGGAGGAAAAAACACAUAAAUGACGUCAAACGCAGUUGGUCCUGGACGAUCCACACAAUCUGUAAACACUGGAUUUGUGUACAUUUUAUCAGUAACACGUUUUAUGCAUUUACUAUUGACACAGACUGUUAUGUUGUACUUGUAUUUAACCUAUUCUUUGCCAGGUUGCCUAUAAGGUUGUGAUUAUCUUGCAAUAAAGUUGAUCAACAAUA
This is a messenger RNA of Spea bombifrons (plains spadefoot toad), 642 nucleotides long. RefSeq names its product RNA polymerase I and III subunit D (gene POLR1D). Bases 43 to 453 code for a protein of 136 amino acids. NCBI's taxonomy places the organism in Eukaryota, Metazoa, Chordata, Amphibia, Anura, Pelobatidae. The record is from RefSeq and is a predicted model, not a curated record. The transcript is spliced from 3 exons.